Messenger RNA from Eucalyptus grandis, 1872 nucleotides. RefSeq names its product pentatricopeptide repeat-containing protein At1g07740, mitochondrial. The record is from RefSeq and is a predicted model, not a curated record. Gene Ontology annotation, molecular function: protein binding. The coding region runs from base 223 to 1641 and encodes 472 amino acids. NCBI's taxonomy places the organism in Eukaryota, Viridiplantae, Streptophyta, Magnoliopsida, Myrtales, Myrtaceae. The transcript has a single exon.
GCUCUACACCAACGCUCGCAAAUUUAAUCUCAGGUUUUUGGCUGCUUUGGAUCUCUGUCAUUGCUCUCCCGGCUUCUGUCGAACGGGAUCGAAGCGCUGCUUCUCGUUCACUUCUGGAUUUCCUGAAUGCAGUAGGCGUGCUCUUGUAGUGCUUCCUACUGCGGGUUGUUCCUCGCACGACCAUUCUCAUUCGAGGACGACGCGCUGCUCUUCAUCUGCUUGAUGAUUCAUCCGAGAACGGGAUCGAUCCGCCGGGUCAGAGCGAAAGAUCUUCUUCUGAACAACACUCUCUGUUUCUGCCUACCCGCCCGGCACUAUAGUCAUCUGGGUCGGGCCAAAUCUAAGGCCCCGACCACCAAGAACUCCAAGCAGCCUUCGAGACACUCCCAACAUCGUCGGAAACCCGAUCCUUUCGUUACCAAAGUUAAGGAAGUCGAGGACCCAGAUGAGGCAUUGUCUCUUUUCUAUGAGUAUCGCCGGAUGGGCUUCCGGCACGACUACCCUUCGUAUUCUGCUCUCAUUUACAAGCUCGCUCGGUCUCGUAGUUUCGAGGCUGUUGAGGAGAUUCUGAGUCGCGUUGAGGAGACUGAUGUUCGCUGCAGGGAGAGCCUCUUUAUAGCUUUGAUUCGGCACUACGGGAAAGUCCAUUUGGUGGACAAGGCUGUUCGGCUAUUCCAAAGAAUGACUGACUUCAACUGUACCCGCACGUUACAGUCCUUCAAUACGAUUCUCAACGUUCUUGUCGAGAACGACAGGUUAUUGGACGCGGUUGAGUUACUCCAUCGCUCAUACAAAAUGGGUUUCCGGCCAAACUCGGUUUCUUUCAAUGUAAUUAUGAAGGGAUGGCUAGAAAAAGGAGAAUGGGAGACUGCGUGCAAGGUGUUCGAUGAAAUGCUAGAGAAAAAGGUUCAGCCCACGGUUGUAACGUAUAACAGUCUGGUAGGGUUCUUGUGUAGAAAGGGUGACGUUGAAAGAGCGAUGGGCCUUCUUGAAGACAUGACUCACAAAGGGAAAUAUCCUAAUGCCUCAACAUAUGCUUUGCUGAUGGAAGGUUUGUGUUUGUUAGGUAAGUAUGAGGAAGCUAAGAAACUUAUGUUUGAUAUGGAGUACAAAGGAUGUAAACCGGCGCCCGUGAACUUUGGUGUUUUGAUGAGUGAUCUAGGAAAGAGAGGUGAGACUGACAAGGCAAAGGAAUUGCUCAAAGAGAUGAAGAGAAGGAAGUGUAAGCCAGAUGUCGUGUCCUACAAUAUAUUGGUCAAUUACUUGUGCAAGGAAGGCAGACCUGCUGAGGCAUAUAAACUUUUGGUUGAGAUGCAAAUUGAAGGCCGUGAGCCCAAUGCAGCUACGUAUCGCAUGAUGCUCGAUGGCUUUUGUAAGGUUGAGGAUUUUCAAGGAGGCUUGAAGGUUCUUAAUGCAAUGUUGACAAGUAAGCAUUGUCCUAUGGCCGAUACUUAUUGCCGUUUGGUUGAAGGGUUGUUGAGGAAUGGAAAUAUAGAUGAUGCAUGCUUCGUAGUUGAGGGGAUGGAGAAGAGAAAGAUCAGAGUUGAGCUGGAGUCUUGGGAGGUUCUAGCUAGCCAUGCUUGCGGGGCAGAUGGAGGUGCCAUGGAGCUUCUUACUGAAUUGUCUCUGGAGGAAUUCUAGUCCUCAGCCUUCACCAGAAUUGUGAAUCCAUGGGCAAAAUUCCGAGCUUCCCAUCUUAUUGCAUAAGUGAACACGAGACAUAAGUUUGACCAAGAGGCGGGCGAGAUAAUCGACCGUAAGCGGCUGUCCAAGUAGGAAUUGUCUUCAUGUAUUAAGAAAUAAGGUAUUGCUUCUGUGUACUACCUUUAUAUCCUCUGGAAAGUAAUGUAAAUGGGGUUGAUUAUGCUCUAA